AUGGCGAAAACUACUUGGUUCGACGUGCUUCAGCAGCACAUCAAAAUCGACAUUGAUUGCUUGGACACGGCCGAGACCAAAGUCCUCCUCCCCUUUGUCCCCUUUGACCAGACGAGCAACCAGCGACUCGUGUACGUGCAAAUGGUCGACCCCGAGAACCGCGAUCUGUUUCUGCGGACCGUCAAGGAGCGCAAAGACGACGGCUGGCAGUCUAUCCUCGACUGCAUGAGCGUCCGGCUAUGUGCUCUCAACAAGGACAAGAUUCAGGGCCGCUUCCUCCUGCAGACAUCGCCCUUUGCCGCCUACGACGAGGCCAGGACGCUCGCCCACGCCCGCUCCUACGCGCGCGAGUUUGCCGCCGCGGGCAUCUCCCCCGGCCACUUCUGCAUCAAGAUCCCGUCGACCGGCCCCGCGCUCAACGCCGGCCGCACGCUGCUCAAGGAGGGCAUCCGCACGCUCGGCACGUCGUUGUUUAGCGUCCCACAGGCCAUUGCCGCCAGCCAGGCGGGCUGCCUCUCCAUCAGUCCUUACUACAACUUCUCGUGGUACCAUGCGGACCGCACGCAGUGGCCUGAUGUCCAGGACCCGGCCCUGCAGCAUCCCAUGUCGCCGCGCAUCGUCCAGAUCCUGCGCGCGUACAAGACGCUCGACGAGACGACCGGACAGCCGCAGCCCAUGCUGAAGAUGGCGAGCUUCCUCUCCGCCAGAGAGGCCAUGGCCAUGGCGGAGCUGGGCUGCGCGCACGCCACCAUUCCCGAAAACAUCCUCGCCGAGCUCAUGGCGCUGGACGUCGAGACGAACCCGCCUCCACCAUAUGAGAGCGCGGCGCCUGGUGUGCCAGCCGCGCGACUGGCGCAUCUCGUGGUGACGGAUCCGUUGGCUGGCGAGGGCUGGGAUGGGAAGGUAGCGGUGGCCGUGGAUGUCGAUUAUCUGGCGGAUGGUGGUGAGGCGCUGCAGCAGGCGAUUGAGGCGGAUCCAAUGACGAAGAGGGGUCUGAAGGAAGCGUUGGAGAUGUUCAAGGAGUGCGAAUUGCAGAGCCGUGCGGCAAUUGAGGAGGCGCUGAAGCAAAUCUAG
Molecule: messenger RNA, 1074 nt
Organism: Akanthomyces muscarius
Lineage: Eukaryota; Fungi; Ascomycota; Sordariomycetes; Hypocreales; Cordycipitaceae
Exons: 4
Coding region: 1-1074 (357 amino acids)
Biological process (GO): pentose-phosphate shunt, non-oxidative branch; carbohydrate metabolic process
Cellular component (GO): intracellular anatomical structure
Molecular function (GO): transaldolase activity
Source: RefSeq, a predicted model, not a curated record